Molecule: messenger RNA, 2058 nt
Organism: Arabis nemorensis
Lineage: Eukaryota; Viridiplantae; Streptophyta; Magnoliopsida; Brassicales; Brassicaceae
Source: the annotation of a GenBank genome assembly
AUGGCGAUUGGGCGUCUUCUUUCACCCAAACUAAAUCACCAUUUCAGCAGCAGAGGUUUCGUACCUUUGACGAGGAGGUGGGUUUCUUCUUUUUCACCGGAAGAUGGCCGGAAAUUAGAGACAUUGUCGGAUUCUAAGGCCUCCGCUAACGAAGAUAUUGGCAAAAAGGGAAUGGAUCGGUACUCUUUUGGAGGCUUUCUCACUGAUCUUAAGCAAAAGAUUAUUGGAAACAUGCUCUUCAUCAACAAAACUUCGGGUGAAGACUCGGUUUCGCCAAAAUCACCCAUGGUUUCCUCAGGAGAUGUGACUGCUACUAAGGUGGUCAGUUUGCAGAAUGUUGCAGAACCGAGUGUAAAAGACGAUACUUCAGUCUCUGAAAUAGGAUCUCAAGAUGCACCUCAAAAUGUUGCAGGAAGUGAGAUUUCUAGGAAGAGCGAAAGCACAUCUGUAGAGAAAGAGAGGUUAGAUAAUAAUAGCUUAGGCGGCUCGGAGUUUUCGCAGGAGAAAGUGUUGCGAUUGGUACAAGCUGAAAGAGUGGAAACCCCUGAGGAACCAAGUUUUAAAGAUGUGUCUCUAGGUUUAUCGACUGCACAACUGUUGGAAAGUCUGGCAUCACCUGGGAAAAAUCAGCGGAAGUUGCAGCUCUCGAACAUGUUUAUAAACCGGGAUCCAGAAAAGGAGGUUAAGCUUCCUAUGAGAUUUGAGGCACUGAGAAACAGUAAUUCUUCUAGUGAUGCGGGGAAUCCUGUCCAGAAAAUUAAAAAUAUCUCCAAGGAAAAUGAGAAACAGAGGUUUCCGGAUGCUCUCCAAAAACCGGAGUCUUGGGCAUCCUUUCUACCUAGGGGUUUGAGUCAUGAUCAGAAGAGUGAAGACUUGAGCAGGAAGGUGAUGGACUCCCUGAACCUUCAAACUGACAAAGGCACGGUUGCAGAUGCCAACUCGUGGAAUCCUAAUGGUGGAGAAAGAAAAGCUAUAUCCAAUGGAAGUUCUGUGACGAAUAAGAAUGACCGUUUUUGUGCGACAGAGGAAGAAGUACCCAAAGGGGAAACUUUAGUAAUGCAAAACCAAUCAUUGUGCAGUCAGGCCACCUUGGCUGCUACCACUGCGAAUCCAAAGUUAACAGAAAAGAGUUUGGACUUAUUAUCUAUUGGAAAUCACUCUCCUAACAAAGUAGUACUAAGGUUUUUGGAAGAAACAUGUACGAAGAACGACAUUGUUGAAUAUUUUUCUGGGUUUGGAGCCAUUUUGGAUGUACAAGAACUUCCCUCUUUUAAGGGGUGCAUUUACAAAGAUGCUCUCUUGACUUUUGAGACUGACUCGGCAGUAAAGAAGGCUCUUAAGAAAGCUGUUGUGACAGUGAAGCAUUUUCGUGCAAUUGUUGAGGCAACUUCUCAGGAAGACAUGGUAGAAAGUAUUUGCAUUCCAGGUCUCAUUGGCGAUCCAGAUGUGCCCAUUGCAUUGGUGAAGAAACCAACCCGAACAGUUAAGAUUCACCCGCUGGAGCGCGAUAUAACUUCAAAUCAGAUCAAACAAGCGCUAGGGUUCUGUAGGAGCGGCAUAUCUAAGUUUAUCAUGGGCUCAUCUAAAACAGCUGCUUUUGUGGAGUUUAAGACAGAGGAUGACAAAGACAGAGCACUUGCAGAGCAUUCAAUCUGCAUAUUCAACAAACAAUUGUUUAUCUCUAGGAUUGAUGUACCAAGGACAACAGUUGCUAGGAUUUCAAAUUUCUCAGCAUGUGACAUACGGUCACUGUGUGUACCUUACGGACAGAUCAAAAAAGUGACUUGCAGAGGAAAGGGUAUUGUUGAUGUGCAUUUCGAUGUCUCUGAGUGGCCAAAUAUGCUCACCAUUCUCAACAGCUUGAAUGGUAUGGAGAUAGAUGGUAUGAAGUGGGUGGUUCGACCAGCACCAGUUAUACCUCAUGAAAUUUUGAGGGUUUUGUGGAAAGAUCCUCAAGAAAAGAGAUAUGUGAAAGGUUUAAUUCAGAAUAUGGUUAGAGAGAUUGAGCAGCCUUUAGAUGCAAGUCAUAUAUCAGCUUUCAUGUACUCAACUUUUUGA